ACGUCUUCUCGAGCAUCUAGCCCAACCUCGGUGGCCGCCAAUCCACGGGCCUUCUGGCGGCUAUGUCGACGACCAGCGAUACCCCUUCGAAAGGCCGCUCUUCGUCGGACUCGCACAAGACCGAGCCGGCCGCUGCGGAAAACGUAACCGCCGCGGAAAUCGCCGUCUCUCCCAGCCCCAGCGCACAGCCGACCACUGAGCUCAAGUCCGCCGCCGGCGGCGGGAAGAGGCACAAGCAGCGGAGUCGACCUGCCAGUCCACGACGGUUAAAGCGCACGAAGUCCAAGAAGCAGCCGCGGGAUGGCGCCAGCGCUGACGCCGGGGCCACGCAGUCCGAGGUUGCGUCCUGCGUCAGCGUCGCGGCGACGCUCUGCUCUCCCCUGUACUCCCAGGAUACCACGGCGGUUCAGCAGCAAACGGCCAAUCUCACUUUGGAAUCGUGCCCGCUCAUUCGACGGUCGGUCUCAGCUGCCAGCAACGACCCUUUCGCGAAGCUAUCGACCAGUGACAGCACUCAUUCUUCCGGCCAGAAGGAGCCCUCGAAAAGAGGCGACCAGCCACCGGCUUCAGGUGCACCUUCGAGAGCCGAAGUGGGACAGCCCGAGGCAUCGAUUCCAGUUGCGGUUCCAGUCGAGAGGCCUGCAUCAAAGUCGAUGCCGGUUCCAUCUUCGUCCCCGGCUGCCCACAAAGUCAUGCUUCUGUAUCCGGCUUCUUCGCUGACCAGUCAGGGCGGUGCCGGCAGGGAUGCCAACGCGGCUGCAACGAGGGCGCGUAACGCCGAGGCUGCGUCUUCCGAAGUUGCGACCGUCAAGAGCGAAUCGGCGCCGCUCAGCCGCCGACGAGAGACGUCCCUGCCGAACCUGAUGGCUGUGCCCGGCAAAUCCGCUAUGGCUGGACGUCGCACGCCGUCGCUCUCCAUGGACAAGCGCGCCCGCUUCCGCGAUGCCCCCAUCAUCGAACUGGUGCUGCUGAGUCUGACGCAGCUUUCGUCCGGCAAGAGGAACGCGGCGCUGACACUGACGGCGGCGGCCGCCGCGUCGGCAACCAUCGUGCUGGCCGCCAUCAUAGUUUACGCGCUGUUCGUGCAUUCAGACGCGGAGGAAGACGCGCCGGAGCCCGCAGGCUGCACCAGCUCCGACUGCCGACACCACGCGGCGCUCAUCACCAACCGCCUCAACCUGAGCCUGGACCCGUGCCACGACUUCGCCGCGUUUGCCUGCUCGGCCUGGUCGCCGCCGCCGACGUGGCUGCACCGGGAGUUCCCUUCGGCGCGCGACGACGUCGUGCUCGCCUGGGCGCGCGACUUCGAGAACACCCUGGUCACGGGCUCCAGAUACCUCCCAACAGGCGAGAUGGCUAAGCUGAUGUUCCGCGCCUGCGCGUACGACACGACGGCCCAGCGCGACACAUCUGCUCUGCGGGUGCUGAGGCGAUUCAUGACCCAGCGGGGCAUCCCUUGGCCCUCGAAGCUGUCCUCUCCGACAGUCAGGCCUUUGGGCGUACUCAUCGACCUGGCGUUCAAGUGGCAAGUGCCUCUAUGGUUUACCGUGCGCUUCGCUCGCAGAAGCGCGAAGCCGGGCGGCAGUCCACCGGCUGUGAUCAUUGGGCCGAGCUCCUAUACACUCGUCUGGUUCAGUCUGCACAGAGAUAUCGUCAGGAGGGGCUCCUUUGAACACCACUGGCGCAGGCUGCACGAUGCCCUGUCCGACAGCUCGAACGCCAGCGACUUCAGCGCCCGACGCGCCCAGAACAUGGCCGAUGUCGAUUCGACGGUGCUGGGAGAGUUGGCCAACGCUCUGACCAAUGGCAGUAGACCCAGCGACGACGUGGCGCUGCGAUACGUGAGCCAAGAGUACACGCCGAACAUCAGCUACACCGAGUGGCAGCGUCAGCUCCAGAAACAUGUGCUGCCCGUCAUCGACGGCAACCACCUGCUGCGUGUUUCCAACAGCGCCAUCCUCAGUGCCACCGAUGGGCUCUUUUCCCGGUUCACGGAGGCCACGCUGCUCGAGAACAUGGGCUGGUUCUUCGCCCGGCUGUUCGCACCGCUCGCUGACCCGUCACUGCUCCGCGACCGGCACGGGGCACCCCACACCGGGGAAGAAGAGCUCUUCUGCGCAGCCCAGGUCGAGGCGCUGUUCCGGCUGCUCGUCAUCUCGCUCUACACGGUGCCGCGCUUCUCGCCAACGCUGCGCGAAGAAAUCAACCAGCUUCUUCACGCCAUCCGCGAGAUGGUAGCGGAUAAAGUGAGCGCGCUGGCUUGGCUGGACGAGGCGUCUAAACUACGCGCCGAAGAGAAGCUCCGCGAGAUGGGCACCGUGCUGUGGCCCCCCGAUAACAUGAUGGAUAAUGUGGGACUCGCGGUACUGUACUCCAAGUUCAGGCAGCCGAGCGGCCCGUCCUGGACGGUCGUGGACGCCUGGGUCCAAUACAGGGAAGCGAUCAACGAUCUGGAGCAGGAGGAGCGCGACAUGGUGCUGCAGCUGCCGGCUAACAUGGAGCUACCACUCGUCGAGUACGACUACCUACGCAACGAGGUGCGCGUGUCGGUGCAGGCGCUGUCGCGGCCUGUAUUUUACUUCGAGGGUACGCGUGCCAUGUUCUACGGUGGUCUGGGCUUCCUAUACGCCGCCGAGGUCGUCCGAGCGUUGGACGCCGACGGCGCGAGACGCGAUGCCAGCGGCGUGCUUGUCACCAACGGGUCCUGGCUGUCACCCACGUGGACCGAAGCCGUCGCGGACCGCGAAGAGUGUCUACCAGAGUCCGGUGGUUUCUUCCCAGAGAUCCCAGCCGUCGAGGUGGCCUACGCGUCCCUCGAGAAGGCACUGGUAUCCUCCGGCGAGCGGCUGCGCACGGCUCGCUCAGCCUUCUCCCAGCGCCGGCUCUUUUACGUGACCUUGUGCUACUUGAUGUGCACGAACCAGACGCUCCAUCCGCAAAGACGUCCGUUUGCAGGCGACUGCAACAAGGCGGUGGCCAACUUCCCGCGUUUUGCCGAGGACUUCGGGUGCAGCACGGACGCCAGGAUGAGGCGCGAGAGGCCCUGCGUGUUCUUUGGCUGAGCGCGCAUAUGUUUCUGUGCGAUAUUACAGUACGGUACAGCUCGGGUACACGUUGUGGGCCGGCAGGUAUUCGUGUACGCUUCAUGUUUCGUACAGAACGCUAACGUCACGUUCAAAUUGCCCGAGAGUGACUCAAUGAACAUCAGCGAUUUUCUUUGCGCUUGUGUGAGUUCGUGCUUAUCGUCACUUUUUCACUCUCGUCGUUGUAUCUUUUCAUGUACUGCUUGUGAGGAACUGUGGACGUGUACCAUGUGUACUCCUGGCUUAU
This is a messenger RNA of Dermacentor silvarum, 3330 nucleotides long. RefSeq lists its product as uncharacterized. Lineage: Eukaryota; Metazoa; Arthropoda; Arachnida; Ixodida; Ixodidae. The record is from RefSeq and is a predicted model, not a curated record. Gene Ontology annotation, molecular function: metalloendopeptidase activity. Bases 63 to 3062 code for a protein of 999 amino acids. Gene Ontology annotation, biological process: protein processing. The transcript has 5 exons. Gene Ontology annotation, cellular component: plasma membrane.